AUGGCACCAGCCCUAGACGUCUAUGACGCCUCGUCCAAGGAGAACCGAACAGUCGGUGCUCUCGGCAAGACGGUGUCGGGCAAACAACUCAAAAUCAGGGCAUAUCCGAAAUUCGACUCCCUCGAGGAAGAACGACUGUACCGCAAACAACAUCUCGCCGCGGCGUUUCGCGUCUUCGCCGACAGAGGCUUCGACGAGGGUGUCGCGGGGCACAUCAGUGUUAGGGAUCCGAUUUUGACGGACCAUUUCUGGCUCAAUCCGUUGUCGAUGCACUUCUCGCAGAUCUCCGUAUCAGAUUUGAUCCUCGUCAACGAGGACGGCGACGUCGUUAUUGGUGAUGAGCCUAUCAACGCCGCCGCCUUCGCCAUCCACUCGGAGAUCCACAAAGCCCGACCCGACGUCGACGCAGCAUGCCAUGCGCACUCGGUGUACGGCAAGGCCUUCAGCGUGUUUGGCCGCGAACUCGACAUGAUGACGCAGGACGCCCUGCGCUUCUACAAGUCGCACGCCGUCUACGACAAUUUCGGCGGCGUCGUCCUGGACCGCGAGGAGGGCAAACGCAUCGCCGCCGCCCUGGGCAACGGGAAAGCCGUCAUCCUCCAGAACCACGGCCUGCUCACGUGCGCAAAGACCGUCGACGCCGCCGCCUUCUGGUUCAUCAGCCUCGACAAGACCUGCCACGCCCAGCUGCUCGCCGACGCGGCCAGCGCGGGAUCCGGCUAUAACAAAAAGCUCAUCAGUGAUGACGAGGCCGAGUUUAGUUACUCCCAGGUCGGCACGGAUGAGAAAGGCUGGCUUGCCUUUCAGGGAUAUUACGACGAGCAGUUGGCCAAGUCGAAUGGUGGAUUCUUGAAAUAA
This is a messenger RNA of Exophiala xenobiotica, 858 nucleotides long. RefSeq lists its product as uncharacterized. Gene Ontology annotation, molecular function: actin filament binding. The transcript is spliced from 3 exons. Lineage: Eukaryota; Fungi; Ascomycota; Eurotiomycetes; Chaetothyriales; Herpotrichiellaceae. Gene Ontology annotation, cellular component: cytoskeleton. The record is from RefSeq and is a predicted model, not a curated record. Bases 1 to 858 code for a protein of 285 amino acids.